CAGGCCCUGUUCCUCUUCCUCCGCCCUCAUUGCCUGUCUCCGCUGCCACCGCCGGUUGCCGCCGUAUCGGCCGUCACCGCCCCUCCCGGCAGGCCUCGUCUCUAUCCUCACACUUUGAUUGCUGGUGUGAAUUUUAAUCAAUGGCAAAUAGCAAAUAUGAGUAUGUGAAGAAGUUUGAAAUUGAUGACAAGCUGCCACCUCAUAAUUGGAUUGUUGUGAGAAUUGAUGGAUGUCAUUUUCAUCGAUUCUCCGCAGACCAUGCAUUUGAGAAGCCCAAUGAUGAAAGAGCUCUCAAUUUAAUGAAUAGUUGUGCAGUCUCUAUGCUAGAGCACUUUCCAGAUAUUGUUUUUGCGUAUGGCGUUAGUGAUGAGUACAGCUUCAUCUUCAAAGAGUCAACUCAAUUCUACGAAAGGCGAGCAAGUAAAUUAGUUCCGCUCAGUGUGUCAUAUUUCACCUCAGUCUAUGUAAUGAAGUGGAACGAAUUCUUUCCUGAUAAAGAGAUGAAGCAACCACCAUAUUUUGAUGGCCGAGUUAUAUGCUAUCCAAGAGCAAAAAUAGUCCUAGAUUAUCUAGCAUGGAGGCAAGUAGACUGCCACAUCAACAAUCAAUACAAUACCUGCUUUUGGUUGUUAGUAAAGUCAGGAAAAACUGAACAAGAAGCACAAGAGUCACUAAAGGGUACUGUGUCAAAAGAUAAGAAUGAGCUUCUUUUUCAGCAAUUCGGUGUAAACUAUGAUAAGCUUCCAGCCAUAUUCAGGAAAGGAUCUUGUGUAUACAUCGAGAAGCUCGAAGAGACGGUAAAAUUAGACGACGGUGGAAAUCCGGUCAAGAGGUUACGAAAGAAGGUGACGGUCGGACAUUUCGACAUUAUCGGCCUGAAGUUUUGGAAUGAACAUCCAUAUAUCCUUGAAGAAGAAAAAUAACAAAUGGUUGCUAAGUAGUUCUUUUAAAUUUUAUCUGAAUUAAUAUGUGGACUAGGUUAAUUUUAUGUUUCAGUUGAUUUAAUUGAGAAUUUGGUAUAAAUUAUCAGACAUAAUAUGAUGAUUUUUGUUUCCAUUAGUUA
This is a messenger RNA of Dioscorea cayenensis subsp. rotundata (Guinea yam), 1063 nucleotides long. RefSeq names its product tRNA(His) guanylyltransferase 2. Bases 141 to 923 code for a protein of 260 amino acids. The record is from RefSeq and is a predicted model, not a curated record. The transcript has 8 exons. Lineage: Eukaryota; Viridiplantae; Streptophyta; Magnoliopsida; Dioscoreales; Dioscoreaceae. Gene Ontology annotation, molecular function: magnesium ion binding; tRNA guanylyltransferase activity. Gene Ontology annotation, biological process: tRNA modification.